CCUAACUAUCAGCCUGCAGCUCCUGCCAUUCCUGUGCCUUACCCUCCAUUUACUCCUAGGGGGAGAGAGAAGAAUUCUGCUCAUACAUCACUGUAGCUGGUGCAUUCUCUCCAGUCUGACUAUCCACAUGCAGUGAGGGAAUCAGCGAUCAGUUCUUGGUCAACCAGGCAGAUGGCAAUACCAAGUAUCAGGACAAAUGCACCACUGGACCUACAGUGACUGCUCCCAUCAAGUUCUUCUACCUUUCUUGUACCUCUUGCUGGAUAAAUGUCUUUUCCAUCUCUGCAGCCUGAAAUUCAGCAGGACUUAUCUAUUAGAGCUUUGAUGGAUAACUACUCUGCCUUAUUCUUUAAUGACUCUUGUAUGGGGCUUUUGCUGUACCCAUGUGCCAACAUCUCAGAUGAAAUAAGGGAGCCCCCAAAACCUCCCUUGCUGGUGGAUGCCUGGCUUGUACCCCUCUUUUUUGCUAUGCUUAUGGUAGUGGGACUUGCUGGAAAUUCUUUGGUUAUUUAUGUGAUUUCCAAGCACAAACAGAUGAGGACAGUAACUAACUUCUACAUAGCUAAUCUGGCAACCACUGAUAUAAUAUUUUUAGUGUGCUGUGUGCCUAUCACUGCUUCUUUGUAUUCUCUUCCUGGGUGGAUAUUCGGAGAAUUCAUGUGCAAGUUUGUUAACUAUAUUCAACAGCGGGCACCCACGUGGCAUCCACGGACACAUCGUCAUCAUCAACACCUUCACCGCUAUCUGACAUCUCAAGAAAGGAAGCAGCAGCGGGUACAACAUCAUCAUCACACCGUGUCAGUGCAAGCUACCUGUGUGACCCUGACAGCUAUGAGUGUGGAUCGCUGGUACGUGACUGUGUUCCCAUUACGCUCUUUACGUCAAAGGACUCCACGUGUGGCUGCAGCUGUAAGCCUAGGAAUCUGGAUAGGAUCCUUUAUUGUGUCUAUCCCAGUGACCAUUUACAAUAAGCUCAUUGAAGGCUAUUGGUUUGGACCACAGAUAUAUUGCAUAGAAUCUUUCCCAUCUGUUUCCCAUGAAAAGGCUUUCAUCCUUUACAACUUUCUAGUGGUGUACCUCCUUCCAUUGCUCACUAUUUGUAUCUGUUACUCUGCCAUGGUCUAUCAGAUGGGACGGCCCUCUGUGGAGCCAGCUGAUAACAGCUACCAGAUACAGCUCUUAGCUGAGCGCUCUGAAGUUAUGCGCACUAGAAUUUCUCGCAUGGUGGCAGUCAUCGUUUUGCUUUUCACUGUCUGCUGGGGCCCCAUCCAGCUCUAUAUUCUGUUUCAAGCCUUUAGUCCCACCUUCAAACGUGACUAUUACACAUACAAGAUAAAGAUAUUUGCCCACUGCAUGUCCUACACAAAUUCAUCUAUUAAUCCAAUAGUCUAUGCCUUUAUGGGUGCCAAUUUCCGUAAAGCAUUUAACAAGGUCUUUCCAUUCCUCUUUAAGCAACGAGUGGGCAGUACAGGGGUGGCUAAUGCUAAUGCCAAUACUGAAAUGCAUUUUGUCUCCUCUGGAACUUAGGAUACUGAACAGAAAAAAAACCAUAGACAUCAUUUGUACCUCAUCUACCAAAAUAAUUGACCAUAAUAAACUCUUGGAGAACUUUUCUAGCAGAUAUGACUAGGAAAUAUUAAAAGCCCUGACAAUGAACUGAGCAUGAUGUUCCUGGAAUGCAAAGGUGUAUAAUACAGGAAAUUGAAAUGGUCCUAUCAAACAUUCAAAUUAGGAAUUCACUGGGAUUACCAAGUAACCUUGCUGAAAAAAAUAUCCUUUAGGAAUAAAGGAUCGCAACACUUGGGAUCAUAAUAUUUUUUUUUUUAUCUAAGCAGCUACCAUGGUUUAAAUUGGAUUCUAAAAUGUUCAUUUAUGGAACAAUGCUGAACGUUGAAAAAACCAGCAGUGCUUUUCAAACAGGACUUCAUUUCUAGAAUGUAUCAUUAAAGGAGUAGUCCAGUGGUGAACCCAGUGGGGAACAACUUAUCCCCUAUCCUAAGGAUAGGGGAUAAGUUUGAGAUCGCGGUGGGUCCGACCGCUGGGGCCCCCUGCGAUCUCCUGUACGGAGCCCCGACAGCCCGCAAUCUCCGGCUCUGCCAUAGAGUUGUAUUGAGGGGCGUGUCGGCCACCGCUUCGUGCGGAAGUCAACACCCGCUAUCUGGCCAGAGAGCCUGG
Molecule: messenger RNA, 2175 nt
Organism: Hyla sarda
Lineage: Eukaryota; Metazoa; Chordata; Amphibia; Anura; Hylidae
Gene: KISS1R
Product: KISS1 receptor
Exons: 6
Coding region: 268-1527 (419 amino acids)
Biological process (GO): neuropeptide signaling pathway
Cellular component (GO): membrane
Molecular function (GO): neuropeptide Y receptor activity
Source: RefSeq, a predicted model, not a curated record